AUGGGGAGGCGCUCCUGCUGUCGGCGGCGCUUGCUGAUGGUGGCAAGUCUGGGUGCUGCGCUCCUGUUCCUGUGCGCGCUCCUCCUUCUGCGUCUCGGAUUUAAAAAAAAAGCCCUGGGCUCCAGCUGGUUUGGAGGAGUGAGGAAGAGUCCCCUUCAACUGUUGCACGACCUGGACCAGGGUCAGCGUUCUGUGAUGGCCGAGGUGCACCAGCAGCGGCGCCAGCUGCUACACCGCGCCUGCAGCCGCCACACACGACGCCAGCGACUGCUGCAGCCGGAGGACCUGCGGCAUGUGCUGGUGGACGACGCGCACGGGCUGCUGUACUGCUAUGUGCCCAAGGUGGCCUGCACCAACUGGAAGCGCGUGCUGCUGGCGCUGCGUGGCCGUGGGGACCCGGGCUCCAUCCCUGCGCACGAGGCGCAUGCGCCUGGCCUGCUGCCCUCGCUGGCCGACUUUGCGCCGGCCGAAGUCAACCGGAGGCUUCGCGACUACCUGGCCUUUCUCUUCGUGCGCGAGCCCUUCGAGCGCCUGGCUUCCGCCUACCGCAACAAGCUGGCGCGGCCACACAGCGCCGCCUUCCAGCAGCGCUAUGGCACACGCAUCGUGCGCCGCCUACGACCACACGCGCAGCCCGAUGCGCUGGCCCGCGGCCACGACGUGCGCUUUGCAGAGUUCCUGGCCUACCUGCUCGACCCGCGCACGCGCCGCCAGGAGCCCUUCAACGAACACUGGGAGCGCGCGCACGCGCUCUGCCACCCGUGCCUAGUGCGCUAUGACGUGGUGGGCAAGUUUGAGACGUUGGCUGAUGACGCGGCCUUUGUGCUGGACCUGGUGGGCGAGCCCGGCCUGCGCUUUCCUGCUCCACCACGGAGGCCUGAGAAGGACCCUACGCGUGACCAGGCCCGGCGCCUCUUCCAGGACAUCAGUCCCUUCUAUCAGCGCCGCCUCUUUGACCUCUAUAAGAUGGACUUUCUGCUCUUUAACUAUUCCGCCCCCUCCUACCUGCGGCUGCAUUAGGGAUGCUGGGUGUCGAGAGGGCCUGUGACUGAGCCACGAGGAGGUCUGGAAUGAGCCCAUAGUGUGGAUUGGAGAGCCAUUCACAUUCCGUACUCAGUGGGCCUGCCAAGAUCCUGGACACAGGCCACUGGAUUGGGCACAUCUCAGGUGACAGUUC
This is a messenger RNA of Microtus ochrogaster (prairie vole), 1177 nucleotides long. It is a transcript of the gene Chst13, whose product is annotated as carbohydrate sulfotransferase 13. Gene Ontology annotation, molecular function: sulfotransferase activity. Gene Ontology annotation, biological process: carbohydrate biosynthetic process; proteoglycan biosynthetic process. The record is from RefSeq and is a predicted model, not a curated record. Lineage: Eukaryota; Metazoa; Chordata; Mammalia; Rodentia; Cricetidae. Gene Ontology annotation, cellular component: membrane.